Messenger RNA from Haliotis rufescens (red abalone), 1812 nucleotides. RefSeq names its product elongation factor 1-alpha 1-like. The coding region runs from base 163 to 1554 and encodes 463 amino acids. Gene Ontology annotation, biological process: translation; translational elongation. NCBI's taxonomy places the organism in Eukaryota, Metazoa, Mollusca, Gastropoda, Lepetellida, Haliotidae. Gene Ontology annotation, molecular function: GTPase activity; translation elongation factor activity; GTP binding. The transcript is spliced from 7 exons. The record is from RefSeq and is a predicted model, not a curated record.
GCGUGUUCAGUGUUUAACGCCAUACUCACUCGCCACAUAUUCCAGCUAUAUGAAGGUGGUAAAACAGCAAGUGCUCAAGAAGACUUAUAUUAAAGGUUAGACAGCUUUUCCUGUUGCAAAGACCUACAGGGAGUAUAAUUCUGAAGCCUUUUGAGAGGGACAAUGGGAAAGGAAAAGACUCACAUCAGUAUCGUUGUGAUCGGCCAUGUGGACUCGGGGAAGUCCACAACCACUGGUCAUCUCAUCUACAAGUGUGGAGGGAUUGACAAAAGGACCAUUGAGAAGUAUGAGAAGGAAGCACAGGAGAUGGGCAAAGGGUCCUUCAAGUAUGCCUGGGUUCUGGACAAACUGAAAGCCGAGAGAGAAAGGGGUAUCACUAUCGAUAUUGCUCUGUGGAAGUUUGAGACAUUGAAGUUCUCAAUCACCAUUAUUGACGCCCCAGGACACAGAGACUUCAUCAAGAACAUGAUCACUGGAACUUCCCAGGCUGACUGUGCUGUUCUCAUUGUGGCAUCGGGAACAGGAGAGUUCGAAACUGGAAUAUCCAAAAAUGGCCAGACAAGAGAACAUGCUCUGCUUGCCUACACGCUGGGGGUAAAACAAAUUAUUGUUGGCGUGAAUAAGAUGGACACUACGGAACCACCCUUUUCUGAAAAGAGGUUUCAGGAAAUUGUCACCGAGGUUAAAGCCUACUUGAAAAAGGUUGGCUUUGACAAUAAAUCAGUGGCAUUUGUUCCUAUCUCUGGUUGGCAUGGGGACAAUAUGCUUGAAGAAAGUAAAAACAUGCCUUGGUAUACAGGUUGGUCUACUGUGAAAAAAACGGAUGACGGACAAGUAAAAGCUUCAGGAAGAACGCUUUUCGAAGCCCUUGAUAGCAUCGUACCUCCCACUAGACCGGUUAAAAAACCUCUACGCCUCCCCCUUCAAGACGUAUAUAAAAUUGGAGGUAUUGGAACUGUACCAGUGGGCAGAGUAGAAACAGGAGUUCUGAAGCCUGGAAUGAUCGUUACGUUUGCUCCUGCUAACAUCACAACAGAGGUCAAGUCAGUAGAGAUGCACCACGAAUCACUGACUGAGGCCUUACCUGGGGACAAUGUCGGCUUCAACGUCAAGAACAUCUCCGUCAAGGACAUACGUCGAGGAAACGUAACCGGUGACAGCAAAAACGACCCCCCAUGCACAACAAAAUCAUUCGUUGCUCAGGUGAUUGUUCUGAACCAUCCCGGACAGAUCGCUGCUGGCUACUCCCCAGUGCUGGAUUGCCACACAGCACACAUCGCAUGUCAGUUCGCGGAACUUAAAGAGAAAGUGGACCGUAGGAAUGGCAAGAAGUUAGAAGACAAUCCCAAGUUCUUGAAGUCUGGAGAUGCUGGCAUCAUAAAUCUGAUACCAUCAAAACCAAUGUGCGUAGAGCCAUUUGCCAAAUAUGCUCCACUGGGCAGGUUUGCUGUCCGCGACAUGCGACAGACGGUGGCCGUUGGGAUUAUCAAGGAGGUGACACAGAAUACAGGAGGCAAGGCUAAAUUAACCAAAGCUGCCAAGAAAGCUCUGUAGCAUGUACCGUUCUGAUAGAAAUUGAGCAGAUUUCUAAAUAACCAUUUCGCCUAGCUUACAUCACCCUCGUACAGAUUGAGAUAACCUAAAUCUUAACGUAUCACUUAACUACAAGCAAACAUAUAUUCAUAUGAUGUAAAAGUGAAAAGCUAUACAUCAGGGACUACAUGUACCAUGUAGUAAUCUCUCUCUCUCUCUCUCUCUCUCUCUCUCUCUCUCUCUCUCUCUCUCUCUCUCUCUCUCUCUCUCUCUCUCUCU